AUGUCGAAUUUAGCUUCUGCUAUUGUUGUUGGAAGUCCGACAGAAGAUGCUGAUUCAAUUUUGCCUAAUUCGAAACCAAUUUGUUGUGCUGUCAAUUCUUCUACACAAUUUGCUAAUUCAAUUGUUAGUAAUUCAAAAUCAAUUAGGAAGAAGACUUAUGUUGUUGAGUUUGAGGAAGGUUCUGAAUCUGAGUUGCUACAGAAGCAAGUGAAAGAUGAUGAAGAAUCUUUUGAAUUGUACAAUGAGUAUGCUUUUGAGUUUGGUUUUAGUGUUCGUAAGGGUAAAACAAGGUGCAGGGUCAAAGAUGAUAGUAUUUGUAUAAGACAAAUGGUUUGUUGGAGGACUGGUUUCAAGAAUGUGAAUAAUGUAGGACAUAAAUCAUAUUCAAAGGUUGAUUAUAGAACUGGUUGCAGAGCUUAUGUGCAAUUUCAUGUUGAUGAAGAUGGUGUUUAUACUUGUGUUGCACAUGUUAUGGGACAUAAUCAUGCAAUGGUUCCACUUCAUGAGCGUCAUUAUAUUAGGUCACAUAGAUUAGUUCGUUCUGAGCAGUUGGCAUUUAUUUCGAACUUGAAGAGAAGUGGAAUUCCUGUAGCGGAUGCUAUUCGGGUUAUGAGGAAAGAAGUUGGGGGUUCUCCUAACCUAGGUUUUAUGGCUAGUGAUGCCUAUAAUGCUCUUGCUGGUGAGAAGGUUAAAAGUAUUGAUUUUUCAGACUCAAACCAGUUGAUAAAGUUUUUUGCACAAAGGCAAGCAAGUGAGGCUGAUUUUUAUUAUGAUGUGCAGUUGGAUAAUUGUGGGAAUUUGGAAUGA
Molecule: messenger RNA, 807 nt
Organism: Beta vulgaris subsp. vulgaris (sugar beet)
Lineage: Eukaryota; Viridiplantae; Streptophyta; Magnoliopsida; Caryophyllales; Amaranthaceae
Product: protein FAR1-RELATED SEQUENCE 5-like
Exons: 4
Coding region: 1-807 (268 amino acids)
Source: RefSeq, a predicted model, not a curated record